Molecule: messenger RNA, 996 nt
Organism: Papaver somniferum (opium poppy)
Lineage: Eukaryota; Viridiplantae; Streptophyta; Magnoliopsida; Ranunculales; Papaveraceae
Product: extensin-2-like
Exons: 1
Coding region: 1-996 (331 amino acids)
Source: RefSeq, a predicted model, not a curated record
AUGGCAAGGCUUUCAGCUUGUCUGGUUUAUGCUUUAACCUUCUUUGUUCUAAUCAAUGUUGCACUAGCUGAUUACGAGCCAUACACACCCAACUACAAAGAAACUCCCUACAAGAAACCAGUCGUGGAGGUUACUGCCCAGGUAUAUCUUCCUGAUCAUGAGUACAAACCUAAACAUGAGUACAAAUAUGCUUCUCCACCACCACCCGUUUACGUCGCUCCAAAAUACCCAUCACCCAAGUAUACUCCCAAAUAUGUCUAUGCAUCACCACCACCACCAGUUUAUGUAGCUCCAAAAUACCCAACACCAACCUAUACUCCCAAAUAUGUCUAUGCGUCACCACCACCACCCGUUUACGUAGCUCCCAAAUACCCAACCCCAACCUACACUCCCAAAUAUGUAUAUGCAUCACCACCACCACCAGUUUAUGUCGCCCCCAGAUACAAACCAACAUAUACUCCUAAAUAUGUUCACCCAUCACCACCACCACCGGCUUAUGUCGCUCCCACAUACCCAUCACCACCACCACCAGCUUACGUUGCUCCCGUAGUUUACCCAUCUCCAUCCCCACCACCACCAGCUUACGUCGCUCCCGCAGUUUACCCAUCCCCACCACCACCAGCUCACGUUGCUCCCAUAGUUUACCCAUCUCCACCACCAACCUACUACUACAAGUCUCCACCACCACCAGCUUACUUUGCCCCCAAACAUGAAUACAAGCCUAAACAUGAAUACAAACCUAAACAUUCAUACAAAUAUCCUUCUCCACCACCACCGGCAUAUGUUGCUCCCAAAUAUGUCUACCCAUCACCUCCUCCACCAGUUUACGUCGCUGCCAAAUACCCAUCACCCAAAUAUACCCCUAAAUACAUAUACUCAUCACCACCACCACCAACUUACGUUGCUCCCAAAUACCCAUCACCAAAAUACAUUCCCAAAUAUGAUUACUCAUCACCACCACCACCAUCGGCUUACGUCGCUCCCAAAUACUACUAA